Molecule: messenger RNA, 819 nt
Organism: Sporothrix brasiliensis 5110
Lineage: Eukaryota; Fungi; Ascomycota; Sordariomycetes; Ophiostomatales; Ophiostomataceae
Exons: 1
Coding region: 1-819 (272 amino acids)
Source: RefSeq, a predicted model, not a curated record
AUGACCCGCAUAGGCGUGAUGGCGGCACGUCUGCUGUCGCUGGCCAUGGCAGUUGCAUCCGUCGCGGCCGACACACCUGCCACCGUCACCGCUGCUCCCGAUGCGACGGACGUUGCCGCCGCCCUCUCGACGCUCUUGCCCACGGCCGCUCCAACCACCACCGAAGACACCAUCAGCGAUGUCGGUUUGUCCAUCGCCUGCCAGUCCGACCUCUUGGCCGCCUUCUUCUUGCACGCUGCCCCGUCCGACGACCUGGCCAGCGCUCUUACCUCGUACGGGUCGGUCUUGACGAGCCAGGCAUGCAGUGGUAGCGGUGGUGGCAGCGGUGGUGGUAGUGGCGCUGCCACCCCGCCGGCCACCGCCGCCGCGGACUGCUCGCCCGCGCCCUCGCUUUGGUGCGACUUCUCCAAGGUCGCCCCGUCGAGCGUGCUGUCCAAGUACACAUCGUACGGCCGCGCGGCGGCGUCGUUCUUGCCGUCGGGCAUUGCCCCGCUGUUGACGCUCGCGUCCGAGUGCCCUCAGGCGUGGUAUGCGGCCGCGACCAUGUUCCCGCAAGGGCCCGGCGACCUGCACGAUCUGGUGGUGCUGGGCGAGUGUUUUGCAACGGCACGUGCUGAAGCGAUUCCUUCGACAGCUACUGGCUCAGGAGCGACGGAAACAGCGAGCGGCACCGGCACGGACAAAAAGACGUCGGCGACAGCCUCGGGCACAGCGUCUGGAUCGCCGAAGCCAUCCUCUGGGGCAGGUGCGCUCACUGCUGCUACCAUGGCACUGCCUGUCGUAGUUGUAGCUUAUGUUACUCUGGCGAUGAUGUUGUAA